AUGACAGCGCUAGAAAAAAUGAAUAACCGCGAUUUGCUGUACAAAAAAACCAUAGUGUCACCAAUAGAAGUCCUAGGAGUGCUGGACGACGACUUCGAGGCGAAUCCUUUGCUAGUGAUCCACAAAAUAGUCGGCAAGUACAUAAAAAAAAUCUCCGAAGGCUCCAUUAGCAAAAGAAUAGCCGACGGAUUUUACACAGUGCUCUGCUACGAGUACAAUUUAACCACCGGCUCUCCUGAAUCAUUGCUUAAUUUCGACCAAACUCUCUUUAAUAUAAUCAUAAAAUACAUCUACGAAAAUUACGACAAAGAAGGUAAAGAAUUAAUUCCAAUUUUGUAUGAAAUACUAGUUUUGCAUUUAAAACUCUAUUUUAACAUCCCAGUGAUUGCUGAAUUUUACAAAAAUUUUAUAGCUUCAGCUAGAGAUAAAAAAAAUGAAAGCAAUAUUUAUUACAAAGUAACAGAGUGCUUUGUCGAUGCACUAUGCUUGAAGCACUCUCCAGACCAGCAUGAGCUCACAGAAGCCAGCCUUCUUAUCCUAGAAGAGAUUAUCAUCUGGUACAAAGACAUUACUUUAAAAGACUGGGUGCUUUUUGUAGCUAUAAUCACUAAACUGGUUAAAACACUCGAAAAAAGAAUAGCUCUAGACUACCUCUGGGUCAUGAUAUUAAAUUAUCCUACCACAGACUGGGAAAAAUCUCUGUCUCUGCUAAACGUGGUGAUAGAUGAUCUUCUAUCAUUGUCAUCUCCGGAAAAAUUGUUAAUUAAUUUAAACUGCUGCCGCAGCGAAAUGCUCUGGCAAUUAAUUCUCCAAGGUUUGAUGUCUCCUAUUGAGCAAAAUCAUAAACUAGGACUCCAUAGUAUGAAAAGAAUCUUAAACUUUCUUGAUAAGUAUCAAAUCACUUUAAAUCAAACCAAUUUAGUACCUUUCGUAGGAUGUCCUAAUUAUAAAACAGAAAUGGCUGUAAAGCACGCAGUUAAUUAUUUUUUUUUAUUAAUUGAAAGCUUGGAAGAAGACCAGGGAAGCUUAAUCCACCAGACGGUAGUUCAAUUGGAAAUUCUGAUCCAGUUUCAUUACUUUCACUGUAUUUUUUGCUUAAAUUGCCUAGAUUUUAUCUGGCUGGAGUGUAUUUUCAAACGCGUGCUUGCUCACAAGACAAUUGAAGUCGUUAAAGUGGGACUAAUUACCCUGCUAAAAUUAGAUCCAAGAUUUUACUACGACGAUUUGUUAAUUCUUUUAAUUAAUACGUUGAACAACGUCGCUAUUCACGACAGCGAGACUUUCUGCAUAGAAACUCAAAUUAUAAAAGAACUAGCAGAAUUAUUUGUAAAAGCGGAGUACGCGCAAGUAUCUUUGAUUAAAAAAUUUAUCUUUCACAUGUCUCAAGUCUCCUGGGAACCGGUUCCUCUAUUUUACGUAAUGUACUGCCUCUGCAAAGCCGGCUUCAUGAUAAAUUAUCACGUUCAAUUCAACAGAUUUGAAGAACAAGAAUUAAAAUGCCUGCAAAUUAUCAUUGAUAAAAAUCUAAGCAACCAAUUAUCAGUUUCAGUUCAUUUUUUCUGCCAGAAUAUUAUUAAUAUCAUAAAUAUCUUCGCUGGGGUAUCAAAUCAAACUGCGCUGGAUAUUUUAUCCCGAAUUUUUCCAAAAUUAGAAGCUGCAAGUUCUUGCCAUGAAUUUAUUAUAAUUUCUCUGAAGAAUAAAGUCACAUCCGAGCAAGCUGCGCAGUAUAUUUACAGCCAGUGUGAAAAAUUAUCCAAGAUAUUGAUUAAAAAGAACCAAGAUAUUACAGGUCUAGAAGAAUUCGCCAAAAUGACUGUCUAUUUAUUCGCAGCUUCGUUAAUUUUCCGAGCUUCUAACGCUCCAGAAUUAAAAGCUAUGUGCGCAAUAUUUAAUAUAAUAAUCGUGGAUGAAAACCAGCAAAAGUAUGUAGAUAAAAUCCACCAUACUAAAAUUUUACAGCUACUUAAUUAUUUCUUCCUGGGUCUGACCCAAAUUUGCGGGAUUGACAAGCUUAAUUUCACUAUUAAUUCAUUUAUGGCCGUAUUAGAAUCUGUGCUGGUCUCAGUAUUCAGCACUUUUGAACGUCCAAUAGUCUACUCUUAUAAAGAAUUAGAAAUCUACACCGAAACUUUCCAGACAAUUGCUGAAUUAAUAACUUCUAAGGUAGAAGAUUACUGCGGAUAUUUCAUGAAAGUUUUAUCAGGAACUGAGCGAGUAAUUGAAAUUAUGAGCAAUGAUGAGUAUAAAGACCUUAAGUACCUCUUCGCUUUAAGAUUGCAGUACAUUUGCAUUAAAUAUUUGGAAAAAUACAAUGUAAAUACUCUAAAAUUGCUGCUAAAUCCAAAUAUGCUCUCUAAGGGUGUUAAGUUUAGAGAAAAUGGCGAAGCGCACAAAAUGGCGGGAAAGUGCUAUAGCUUGAUAGCGCGCUCUAUCGUUCAAACUAUAAAGCUGGUGCCUAACAACAGUCCGUUUUUGAUCUCGGGACCUGUUAAGAGUAUCCAGCAAUUGUUGGCGCUGGAGAAGGAACAGAUAAUGCCAUCUGCUGUUGAGUUGAUGACUAAAAUGUUGUACCUGACGUGCAUUGACAAUUAUGGCAACGUUAUUGAACCAUUUUUUGAAUUAGUCUGGAAUUAUCUCUGGUCUAUGGAGCAAAACGAGAUUUUUUUUAAAUGCUACGAGCUUUUUGCUGAAUUUUCGGUCCAGGUAGUCGGAUUUAAAGGCGCGGAAAAGCUCCGCAAUGACGGAGUGGGCUAUGUUGCAGCUAUGUGGGACAAAGGAAAGGCUAUUGCAAGGUUGAGGCGCUUGCUGGUGAAGAAAUUGAUAUCAGUUGGUGAAGAGCCGUUUGUCUACUUGCAGAAUAUUGCAUUGAAGAUGCUGAUUUAUGUGUCUGAAGAAGAUCCGGUGAGGGAGAGAUUGGAGGCACAGGUCCAGUUUUUUGCAUUUAAUAAUUCUGAUCUUGAAAGAAGAAAUCUGGCGGCUGUUGAUAUGACCAGUCGAGCCAGGCUGAUUCUGUUAUUUUGCUCGAUGCUGAGGCAGGGAAGGAGUUUUAAGGAGUUGGUGGGAACUCUGAUUUCUGAGUUAGAGGAACGCAAGGGCAAAUGCGACCUGAAUUCUGAUAGGAUCAAGUGCCGGGUGAUGCAAAUGUUGAUGGUUCUGCAGCCUUAUCUUAAUCAGGAUAGAGCUUUUCAAAUUAUUAAGGUCAUUUCUGAGUCCUUUGUGGCGGAGAAGGUCUCGCCGAUUGUCAGGACGUUUCAAGAGUGGCUGCUGAUUAAAAUUUUUUUGAGCUAUGCCAAAACUUUAGAGGAUUUGUGGAAACUUUUUGAUAAGGUGAAGAAUAAUAAAGAGAGUGUUACUUCCGUGGCGUUGAUUAUUCUUCAUGUUGCUACUAAUGCGCUGCCUAAAAAUCAGGUUUUGGUGUUUAUCAGAGCUGCUAUUUUUAAACUUGAAUCGUUUAUUUGUAAUAAGGAGUAUGAUGGGUGUUAUUGCCAGGAUUUAAUGAAGAUCAUUGAAACUAAUUUGAUCUCUAGUGAACAUUCAACCCAAUUAUCUCAAGACUUCCGACUGAACAAAUUUCAUCCUCAUAAAAAUUAUACUAUAAAGACAAUUUUUUACGACUUACCAAGACUGAUGAAUAGUUGCAAAGGCGAGUGGAUAUUACCUUCAAUUCUAGACUAUGAAAAUUCUGCGAUGAUGACCAAAUCGUAUAUUAAAAUAAGCAAUGUAUGUACAUUAGAACCCGCACAGACGACUCAGACAAAGCAAUCAAAGGCUCAAUUGUCAACGGGGAUAAUUGUAAAUAGUUCAGACAACGAUGUUGAAAUAGUUGAAUUAGAAUAA
Messenger RNA from Cotesia congregata, 3837 nucleotides. The record is from the annotation of a GenBank genome assembly. Lineage: Eukaryota; Metazoa; Arthropoda; Insecta; Hymenoptera; Braconidae.